AUGUCGUGCGGCACGAGGGAGGCGCUGGUCUUCGGCAUGGGGCUCAUCACGGGCACGGGCACCACCCUGUACAUCUUGUACGGCGUGGACUCGGUGGGCCUCGACGGCGAGGUGAAGAAGUUCGAGAAGCCCAUCUUCCAGACUUGGCUCAUGUUCCUGGCCAUGGUGUUCGCGCUGCCCAUCCACUGGGCCUACCACUACCACGUGGAGCGGCAGUGGCGCCGCAACCGCAACGGCAUGAAGUACCGCUACCGCAUUCCCCGCAAAAUGUACUUCCUGCUGGCGUUGCCGGCGGCCUUCGACCUGUUGGCAACUUUUGUGGCCAAUCUGGGGCUGCUCUACGUGACUGUGAGCGUCUUCCAGCUCAUGAAGUGCACGGUCAUCGUGUUCGUGGCGCUGCUCAAGGUGUUCGUGCUCAAGGACCGUCUCCGCAGCUACAUGUGGAUCGGCAUUGGGUUGAACAUGCUGGCGGCCCUCAUGGUGGGCGCCACGAGCCUCGCGGACGCCGACAGUCAAGACAACAACUCGGCCAAUCAGCACCCGGGCUUCGGCGUGUUUAUGGUGGUGCUCAGCUGUGCCAUUCAGGCGGUGCAGUACGUUUUCGAGGAGAAACUCAUGGACGAAGGCGACAGCGCCCCACCCCUCGUGGUGGUGGGCAUGGAAGGAGUGUGGGGACUGGUGUUAACCACGUUCGUCGUGUACCCCAUCGCCUACUUGGUGCCGGGCAACGAUUUGGGCUCGAACGAGCGCUUCGACGACGCGUAUCAGAUGCUCAUGAACAGCGGCCUGGCUCAGGUGGUCGUGCUCAUUUACCUCUUGGUGAUUCUGGGCUAUAACGUGUUCGCCGUGUCGGUCACGUACCUACUAAACUCGAUUUGGCACGCGAUUCUGGACAAUUUCCGCCCGAUCACGGUCUGGGGAACGGAUUUGCUGCUGUUUUACCUCUUCACGCAGGGAGAAUUCGGUGAGCGCUGGACAAUUUGGAGCUGGCUGCAGCUUGCGGGCAUGCUCACGUUGCUGGUGGGCACGGCGGUGUACAAUGGCACGCUGCGUUUGCCGGGCUUCGUGUACCUGGAGCCAUUGGAGGAGGCGUUGACACCGAUUCGUACUCCAGAGGCUCUCACGGCGUCGACGUUCUCGCGUUCGCCGCUGAUCACGCGCAACGCCAUGAAGGCUGCGGAAAUCGCCCGGAGGACGCCGAAUGCCAACGACCGGGACCGGGUGCGGCGUGAAUUUAUGACGGAGUAUCAGCCGCUAGCCGAUGCGGAAGCGCGGCGACGCAUUGAUCCGGCAGGACACACGUACGGGUCGCUGGAGGCUUAACAUUGCAGCAGGAUUGUCCGCUGCACAGCAACGGUGAGUGAUGCUGUGAAGCGAUACCUACGAGGAUUGAAGACAAUAGAGCAAUCGUGGAAUUGGUGUGAACGUUUAGCUG
This is a messenger RNA of Phytophthora sojae, 1435 nucleotides long. RefSeq lists its product as hypothetical. Bases 1 to 1323 code for a protein of 440 amino acids. Gene Ontology annotation, cellular component: membrane. The record is from RefSeq and is a predicted model, not a curated record. Gene Ontology annotation, biological process: transmembrane transport. NCBI's taxonomy places the organism in Eukaryota, Oomycota, Peronosporomycetes, Peronosporales, Peronosporaceae. The transcript is spliced from 2 exons. Gene Ontology annotation, molecular function: transmembrane transporter activity.